UCCACAGUAUUCAUGCCAAGUUACACCACGGAAAUGAAAACACCGCCUCCUGGACACACAGGUUAUACAAACCGAAGACAACGUCAAUGUGAAUAGUGACCGUUAAGACAUGCACGCCUUGUCUGUUGUGUCUAUUUAACCUCGUUGUUGUUGCUCUUAUCUUAUUAUAUUAUAUCGCAUAUUGUAGCUAUAGUAACGGGCCGUGCUUAUAACUUAUAAACGUCAGCUAGUCACUAAUGAAGCCGUUUGACUGUGAGGAGGAGGAGGAGGAGGAGGAGGAACAGCUGUGUGCUUACCAAGAGAGACUGAGAGAAAAGGCCAAGCAGAGCAUCCAGCAGCUGAGCAGGUCUUUGCAGCAGCUGAACCCCGAUGGGGAGGAGGACAGUGACAGCAGUCCACACCCCACCCCGGCUGAGGAGACUGAGUCUGUGUGGACCCAAAGGACCCAGAGCGAAGCAGUCAGUCAGCUGAGGAGCCUCCUACAGAAGCAAUCCACUCUUCUCGCUCCUUCAAAGAUACCCUCUCCAUCCAAGAGAGCACAGGAGGAGGGAACAUCCAGUUUGCCUGCCAUUCAGGAUUUGGUCCCUAUGAUUUACAACCAGGCCGAGUACAUCCAACACCUGGAAGCCGAGGUCAAAUUCUGCAAGGAAGAGCUGGAGGGGAUGAAACAGCGGAUCAGAGUGGUGGUGGUGGAAAAUGAGAAGCUGCAGUCAGAACUCAAGUCCAAAACAGUGGAAGAGACCCUGAGAGAUUACACUAUCCUAGAUUCUACGGUGAAUGAAAGUACAGCCGCAAAUAAACCAAAAACCUCCAAAUCGGCCUCUGGUGUGCCACAGAGGACAGAAGACCCCACAUGGAAGAAUGAACUGGAGCAGCUGAAGGCUCUUCACCAGGCCCAGACUGAAAGUUUGCAGGCUCAGGUCAUCUCCCUCAGGAAGGAGCUGUCAGUCAGUCAGAGGGAGUGUGAGGAGGUGAAGGCUCGACUGAGGCACCAGGAGGCCCAGGCUGCGGAGACUCUGAAGAAUGACGGCGCUCCCCGGGUAGCGGGACUAUGUCUGAAGUGCGCCCAGCACGAAGCAGUCUUGGCUGGGACUCACACCAAUGUUCACGUUCAGGCUAUUGAGAGGCUCACCAAGGAGCGUGAUGAGCUACUGGUAGCUCUACGUGCAUUGCGGGCCAGCCAGCAGGAGGCGCAGCAGAGGGAAUGGUCAGCCUGUCUCCAGGUCAAACAGGCUGUGGAGAUGGCCGAGGAAGCAAAACUGCACAAGACCAGGGUGGAGGUUCAGUGUGAUCAGCUGUCCAGGGAGCUGGGUCGGCAGAGGGAGAGACUGGAGCGAGAGGCGCAAGCUCUGCAGGAGAGACUGGCCGAGGCCAGAGAGGAGGCCCGCUGCGAAGCCCACAAAGAGAAGGAGCAGCUGGCACACACAGUGUCCAGUCUCUCCCAGCAUGUAGCUGAGUUGGAAGGACAACUGGACCGAGCCAACAGAGAGAAAAGCUCACUGACCAAUCAGUUAGAAGAGACGCUCCGCAAAAUGACCAAUCAGGAGCAAGACAGCACCAAGGUGUGUGUGGAUCUGCGCUACCAGCUCAGCCAGGCCCAGCUGAAGAGAGAGGAGGCAGAGAGAGAGCUCCGAGACCUCAGCACCAACACUGCCAGACGGAAGGAAAAGGCUGCACAGGAAGUGGCGAGGCUGAGCUCAGAGCUGGUUGGCUGUCGGCAGCAUCUGGAGGCGGUCCAAAAGGACGGGAGCCAAUGGCAGGCCGAAGCCCUGAGCCUAGCAGAACAGCUGGCAAAUGCCCAGCGCCAACUGCACCUCACCAGACAGGAGAAGGAGAGUGCAGAGCGGUCUCAUGAGGAGGACAUGGCAGCCGUGAACCUGUCAGCGCGGGAGAGGGAGGGCGAGCUGACUGCACUGCUAGAGCAAUCGGAGGCGAAACACCAGCAGAUAGUUGGAGAGCUUGAUGGUCUGCUGAGUUCCCAGAAUUCCCUGAUCCGGAAGCUGAGGGAAGAGUGUUGCAUGCUGGGAGCCAAGCUCGAAGAGCUCACAGAAAAAAGCAGGAUUGAGCUGGAGCAGCUGUCCCUAGAGAAAUUCCACCUUGAGGAGACAGUGGAGAGUCUGAGAGCUCGCUGCUCCAACAUGGAAGAGCAGUGUGUUCAGCAUGGCCGCAUGCACCAGCGCAUGAAGGACAGGCUGCAGCAGUUGGACCGCCACUGUCAGACCAGUGCCCAGCAGGUGUGUCAGCUCCUGGCCAAACAGAACCAGCUGAUGCAGGAGAGACACACACUCACUGAGGAGAUGCAGAAUCUACGCAUAGAGCUCCCGAGCACAAGACGAGUUGACACCCUGUCCACCUGAGUUCUUCUGCUCCUCUGUUCUCCUUCUCUUGGAGCGGGACGUAUCUGCCAACAGAUGAUUUAUAAACCAGGUCAUAACAAAAUUAUUUCUUUGUUUGUACAGUUUUGUAUUCUGUUGUUCUCAUUUUGUACAAUGUGUUGUUUAAACUUUGUGUUAAACUUGACUGUAUAUAGCUUAAAAUUUAAAUUAUUGAAAAGGAAUUCUACAUAUUUUGUUUCAGCAGUAUUCAAAGUCAAGUUUUGAUUAAAUAUUUCAGAUUUGGCAACUGAUGUUACCUGCUGUCCAGCAUUAUGAAAUGAUUCCUGUUUUUUUUUUUCCUCACAAGGCUUGACUGGUUAUGUACCAAUCAAGUUUUUUAUCGUGGACAUACUUGAACUAGAAUAUUUAGAGUAAAUGAUCAAUUAAUAAAAUUUUUCUAGUCGUCAGUUUUUAUAUUUUCUACACAUUUUCAACAACUAUUAUAUUUUCCUUACUUGCAGUAUGUUUGGCAGAAAAAAGAAACCUUUACUUUCAAGGACAUUUCUAAAGGAAGUCUGACGGAUGCAGACAGCAGAGUGGAAUCAUUUUAAUUAAUUUUUAAUGGACUCUAUCAAAAGUUGCAGGUAAAAUCUCCAACUAUCAUUGCUGUCAAUUUUUCUCACCUCAGUGCGAAGAAACCCACACACAAUAAAGGCAGAUUGACAUAGUGCUUUAUUGAAGCCGUCUGUAAGAAGGAAAAUAAUGUGCAUCCCUAUCAUAUACAUCUUAUGUGUAAAAAUACUAAGGAUGUACAGUGUAAAAAAACAGCUUCAUGUUGAUGGUAAUUUGUUGUUUUCACAUCCUCGUGGGUCCCCACUGGCCAAUAGCACUGGAUCUUGAUACUGUAGCAUGAGGGACAGAUAAAGGCUGCUGUCUUUAGCUGUUUGAUCACCUUUUCUGUGAAUCCUUCUGGAUCCACUGGGCUUCCCAAUAUUAUUUUGGUGUUAAAAUCACCUGUGCUCCAUUGACUUGUAAUAGAACAAAGCUGAUUCCAGUGUCGUGAUGCUUUUAGGAAACAUGGCCCAUUCUGCUAACAGCUGGCAACUGUCAAGAAAUGUCACACGAAACUGUAAAGCUAGAUGGAAAUGGAUUUGAAAUUAAAAGUCAAUUACACUUUGUACUAUU
Molecule: messenger RNA, 3500 nt
Organism: Myripristis murdjan (pinecone soldierfish)
Lineage: Eukaryota; Metazoa; Chordata; Actinopteri; Holocentriformes; Holocentridae
Gene: sdccag8
Product: SHH signaling and ciliogenesis regulator sdccag8
Exons: 18
Coding region: 237-2357 (706 amino acids)
Biological process (GO): neuron migration; centrosome cycle; tube formation
Cellular component (GO): centrosome; centriole
Source: RefSeq, a predicted model, not a curated record